Molecule: messenger RNA, 663 nt
Organism: Malassezia vespertilionis
Lineage: Eukaryota; Fungi; Basidiomycota; Malasseziomycetes; Malasseziales; Malasseziaceae
Product: nucleoside-diphosphate kinase
Exons: 1
Coding region: 1-663 (220 amino acids)
Biological process (GO): GTP biosynthetic process; CTP biosynthetic process; UTP biosynthetic process
Molecular function (GO): nucleoside diphosphate kinase activity
Source: RefSeq, a predicted model, not a curated record
AUGAUUUCCAAGAUCGCUACUACGACUGCGUUGCGCGCCGGCGCGCGCACUUUUACUACGCGCGCUACUUCUGGUGCACGCACUCCAUCGCGCUUCCCUCUUGCGUUCGGUGCUGCAGCUGCCGUGGGCGCUGCAUCGCUUUAUAUGCUUCCGUCUGUACAGCUCGAGGGCACGCCUACCAUGGCGGGCGAGCUUUCCACCACCUCGGAGCGCAGUUUUAUUAUGAUUAAGCCUGAUGGAGUGAGCCGGCAGCUGGUUGGCAAAAUCAUCGAUCGGUUCGAAUCGCGGGGGUACAAGCUCGUUGCGAUCAAGUCGGUGGUCCCCUCGGCAGACCUCACGAGGCAGCACUAUGCGGACCUCGCGAACAAGCCGUUCUUUGGCGAGCUGCUAAAGUAUUUGACCUGCGGAACUCCUGUUAUUGCGAUGGUCUGGGAAGGCAAGGAUGUGAUCCGUCAGGGCCGUAACAUGGUUGGCGCAACAAACCCCGCCGCUGCGCUCCCCGGCACGAUCCGCGGCGAUUACGCCGUUACUAUUGGCCGCAACAUGAUCCACGCCUCGGACAGCUUUGAGUCGGCCACAAAAGAGAUUGGCCUUUGGUUUAACAAGCAGGAGCUUGCGCAGUACAUGUCUUCCGGCUGGGCAAUGACCAUGGAGGACAAUUAG